AGCAUGGCAAAAUACUACACAGAAUAAGGAAAUAUGAUAUCAAGCAAGUCAAACAAAUUAAGUCAGGAAGAGAGGUGAAACGCUUCAAAUGCGGAAGAUCAGGCUUCACAGUUUACAGUAAACCGUGCUGAGGUUCAGCGCUAUUUACAGGGCUUCCCUAGGUGUGAAUUGACGUCCACGCCGUAAAGGUAAACACAAUUAUCUACAUAGACAAUUUAUUAUAUAACUUUAGGUAAAUAAAUCCGCUGAACCGAAGACUUUGCGUUGCUAAUUCAUUUACACUGGAGACUUCCCACAUAUCAACCCGUGGCCCCUCGGGCAGGGGGAAUUAACCCAACCCUAAACCGGACUCGAUGCCUAAAGAGAGGCGGAGGUCGCUGAGAGAGGCGGCGUUCUCCCGUGUGUCUCCUAUUUGCGACGGAUCGUGGAGAGGAGGAGUAGGACGCGAAGGAAACUUUUCAUCCACAGAGAUUUGUGAUGAUCAAACACACAUGGCGGAACAGUGCAGCGGGCCAGCGGGCUCAGACGUAAACCCGGCGAGAGAGUGCCUGGUGCCGCAGGUGACCAUCACUUCGGAUGGGGACUCACGGGUGAUUACUCAGGAGGAUCUGGAGGAGGAGGUGAACGGACGGCUGCGUCGCAAACUCUCAAACUCAUCCCUGUCGUCCAAUGGCUCCUCCACGGCGUUCGAAGAGUCAGAGGAUGACAUCCUCAGUGACAACGAGACCAAAAGCAAAGGGAUCGUGACUCUGGAGCAUUUGGGCGACUCGGUCAGAGAGCUAAACAAUACCAGGUGGAAACUGAAGACCAUUGUUCAUUGCCAUUUGCUGGCUUCAAAUCCAAAGCGACUGUCCUGGGUUCAGUUGGCAGGGCAUGAAGGCAGCUUCAAAGCGGCAGAUGAGGGCUCCAUACUGAAGAAAUUCUCUGAGAAUGAGAAGCUGUGCUUUGAGUGGCUGAAAGAUGAUGCUUUAAAUUCGUUCGUGCCAAGUUACUAUGGAGUGGUGGAGAGAGACGGAGAACUCUUUCUGAAAAUGAAAGACUUGCUGGCUGGCUUGGAGUCGCCAAAUGUCAUGGACUGCAAGAUGGGAAUGAGGACAUACCUGGAAGAGGAACUUGUGCUAGCAAGGGUGAAGCCAAAGCUACGUGCAGACCUGUACAAAAAGAUGCUAGAAGUGGACAGUUCGGCACCUACAGAGGAGGAAAUGAAACAGCAGGCGAUAACAAAACCACGCUACAUGCAGUGGAGAGAAAGCGUCAGCUCUACUAACACACUGGGGUUUCGUAUCGAGGGUAUAAAGAGGGGUGAAAACUGCAGCACAGACUUUAAAAGGACACGGUCAAAAGAAGAUGUCACUAAAAUCUUCAGGGAUUUCUUCGGAGGCAAUAAAAACAUAAUUAAUUCUUAUAUAACAAGACUUGAAGAUAUUAAACAGGCUCUGAAGAAAUCAGAAUUCUUCAAGAAACAUGAGGUCAUUGGGAGCUCACUGCUGUUCAUUCACAAUCAGAAAGGGAGAGCUGAAGUCUGGGUUAUUGAUUUUGGUAAAACCACUCCUCUCCUGGAUGGACAGACCUUGGAUCACCACAGACCCUGGACUGAGGGCAACCGAGAGGAUGGAUACUUAUGGGGCCUUGACAACCUGCUGCAGAUUCUUGCCUCACUGGCCAGAGAAUAGUCUUAUGACUUUUCGUUGCAAACUUUACCUUUACUGUCUGGGGUGACAGCCGGACGGAUGGUGAUAGACACUUACAGUACAAACUUCUUGCGGUGCAUUAUGGGGAAGGGGUGAGAAAAUCCAUUACUUUACAGUAUUAAGCUGUAAAAACGUUUCACUGUCAGAACAUAAUCAUGGUUUGAAAAACUCAAAUUUCUUUAAGUAUUGCAAUUUAUCUGACAUAUUGUCUGUAUUGUGUGCAUUUGAUGUACACUGCCGGUCAAAAGAUUGGACACACCAAAUAUGUUUGUAUUAUUGCUAUUUUUACUCUUUGUAAAAAACAGUCGAAUCUGAAUUAUGAUAAUUGUGUUGCGACCAAAAAGGUGUUAAAGUAUGUUGUACAUUAGCUUCUUCAAAUAAUUGUCUAGCUCUGCACAUUCUCUCAACCAACAUUCAGAUUCACAUUCUGUGAAAUGUGUCCAAAAGUUUGGCUGGUAAUGUAAAGCUGAAACCUGUCAAAAUCAAUUGUUUGAUAUAAUUUCUAUUCUUUAUAUAGGAGAGACUUACCUGUACACAAAUGGUUAUAUGCAACAUAGGCCCAACAAACACUAGUCAGUCAGCCGAUGUUGCAAAUCCAGGUGCAGCACAUUCAUAGCAGCAAUAAAAGUACAAUUUCUUGUACAAUAUGAUAUUUAGUGCUUUAACUGCAGUGUUCAAUCUGGGGUGGUGUUAUAGAUUAUUCUUUUGAUGAUUGCAUGGGUUUAUUUUAUAGGUGUUUGAUAUAAAGACCUGGGGUGCGUUUUCCAAAAGCAUAGUUAGCCUAACUAUGGUCGCAAGUUCCGUCGUUUCAGCAUAGUUCAACGAUUCAAGUGGAACUACAGGUCUAGAGCUGUGGUUAGAAGCAUAGUUCCUUAUUAAUAUGACAUGUAGACUUACAUACAUCAUGUUUUUGAGCAAGGUAAGCAAGCACAUGCAGCGCAUUCUAUAUCCAUCAUUCCAAAUAUACACAUUUAAUUUGACAUAUUUUAGAUUGUCAAGAGAAUAGAAGCGUUUUUUUUUUAAGUGCGCAUGCGCCGGUGCCUGCUCUGCUCUAGGACCCUGGGGAAUCCCUGGGCAGAGUUAUGUAGGAGGAAACUUAUGAAUGAGUUAAAUAUCCUGAAAUAAAACAAUAGAGAGCAAAAAUAAGAUAACACAUUUUUUUCAGAUGCAGUGUACAUUAUUACAGCAAUAAUAUGACAUUAAAUUGAUCUAAACGGGUUAAUUAGAAGACGGUAUUACUCCACCACCCUUUGUGACGUCAUCAACUAUGUUGUUUAACCAACGUGAUUCAAACGACAGAUGUGCGACAAAGUUACUAUGUUUAAAUGUUAACAGUCGUGAGUAGUUAGUUAGUUUCUCAAACGAUGCAUUGUACUAUGGUGGUUAACCAGCGAGUAAUGUUGUUGUUUGGGAAACGCACCCCUGGAUAGCAAUUUAUCUGCACAUCACCGAAAGUGUUUUUAUUUUAUGGUUCACACAAACUUAAAAUUGUGACACUAUUUUUUGGAGUGGGUGAGUUUUGUUAUAGUGUGUUCUAUGUGCCGUGUUUACGACAAUAAAACAUCUGCUCA
Triplophysa rosa is the source of this 3262-nucleotide messenger RNA. RefSeq names its product inositol-trisphosphate 3-kinase A (gene itpka). Gene Ontology annotation, biological process: inositol phosphate biosynthetic process. Gene Ontology annotation, cellular component: nucleus; cytoplasm. Bases 354 to 1673 code for a protein of 439 amino acids. NCBI's taxonomy places the organism in Eukaryota, Metazoa, Chordata, Actinopteri, Cypriniformes, Nemacheilidae. The transcript is spliced from 7 exons. Gene Ontology annotation, molecular function: inositol-1,4,5-trisphosphate 3-kinase activity; inositol tetrakisphosphate kinase activity. The record is from RefSeq and is a predicted model, not a curated record.